AAAAAGGUUCUAGGAACCGGUACAUCAGAACCGAAACCGGAACCGAUACCGGAACUGGAACCGUACCGAAAAGAGGAACCUUUUUAUGAACCUAAAUGAAGGAUCAGAACCAAAAUUGGAACCGGUAUUCAAACCCUGAUCAGAACGUUUUAACUGCUUGCACGGGAUGGUAUUGUGUUAGGGAGAUAAGUUUUUUUUUUAUAAUGUUGCAAUUGUGCGGUGGUGUUUUGAAGAAGGUGAAUGGGAGGAGGUUUUAUACUGUCAUUGGGUGGGAUAGGUCGCAGCUCGUGCGUUCGAAAGGUUUGAAUGAGGGCCUAAACGUGGACAAACGAAACUUGGCGAGCGCCGAGCGUAAACAAAGAACGUUCACAGACAGAUCUCAGCUGAAGUAUGCAAGGAGGUUGGUUGUCAAACUCGGCAGCGCUGUCAUCACGCGAGAGGAUGGCAACGGACUGGCCCUCGGCAGGCUGGCGUCCAUUGUCGAACAGGUAGCAGAAUGCCAUCAUGAAGGUAGAGAAUGUAUCAUGGUGACUAUGGUGCGGUGGCGUUUGGAAGGCAGAAGUUGACACAAGAGCUCCUUAUGUCUCUAUCUAUGAGAGAGACAUUAUCAC
Trichoplusia ni (cabbage looper) is the source of this 611-nucleotide messenger RNA. RefSeq lists its product as uncharacterized. The record is from RefSeq and is a predicted model, not a curated record. Gene Ontology annotation, molecular function: glutamate-5-semialdehyde dehydrogenase (NADP+) activity. Bases 96 to 566 code for a protein of 156 amino acids. Gene Ontology annotation, cellular component: mitochondrion. The transcript is spliced from 3 exons. NCBI's taxonomy places the organism in Eukaryota, Metazoa, Arthropoda, Insecta, Lepidoptera, Noctuidae.